Messenger RNA from Funneliformis caledonium, 145 nucleotides. The record is from the annotation of a GenBank genome assembly. Lineage: Eukaryota; Fungi; Glomeromycota; Glomeromycetes; Glomerales; Glomeraceae.
GUAUCAGAUAUACCAUCGAUGAGUGUGCCGAAUCUUUAGAAUUUCUGAACAAUAAUUACGAUUUUAACGACUCCGACUUAUAUGAUUAUACUGAUUUAGAUGAGAAUGAGAAUUAUUUUAGACAAAGUUUUUUGAAUUCAUUCUU